AUGGCCGUACCAUAUCGCGUUCGCGAUAAACCCAAACCACUGAAUCCUUACAGCUAUGCGAAGUUUCUGCCAGGCCUAUUCCAGAAAGAUGAAUACUCCGACCUCACCAUCUGCAUACAGGAAGUCCAGACAGGCGAAAUCAAUCUCCCAUGUGACGACCCUGCAUUGAUUCGAAUUAUGGUUCAUUACAUGUACGGUCACGGUUACAGAGCUUCUAAAGCCAAGGGGCUGAAAUCACCAGCUACUGACCCAUGGCUGGACCUCGACAUCUACGCUCUGGCCAACAAAUACGACCUCGAGCCGCUUCAACAAAGCGCUAAGAAUCACUUCAGGGAAUGGGCGGAGCAGGCAUGGUCCAAGCCAGAAUUUCCAUCUGUCGCCGAAAGGAUCUGGGAUAUGGGACACCUGAUUAGUAUUCGGCAUAUGAUUGAAGAAGUCAUCGGCGACCACGCGAAGGACUUGUGUUCUCCCACUGGAAGUGCUGGAGAUUCUUUGAUCAAGAAAGGUCUGGAACAGAAAAGGUUUACUGAGAAGUUCAUCCUUCGCAUCGUGCAGGUGGCGGAAGCCGCGUCUUUUCAGAGUGGUAAGAAUAUCGCGAAUGGUACCCGUUUUGCGACAACGGGAGAAUUUUGGACGACGGUUUGCUGA
This is a messenger RNA of Penicillium cataractarum, 648 nucleotides long. Its product is annotated as BTB/POZ domain protein. The transcript is spliced from 2 exons. NCBI's taxonomy places the organism in Eukaryota, Fungi, Ascomycota, Eurotiomycetes, Eurotiales, Aspergillaceae. The coding region runs from base 1 to 648 and encodes 215 amino acids. The record is from RefSeq and is a predicted model, not a curated record.